CCGCCUGCAGCGAGCAACUCAGCCCAACUCAGCCAGCCGACAUGAGGACUCACGUGCUGUACAACUCCGUGCUGGUGACGGCGUUGGUCCUGUCGCUGGUGCCGGCCAGCUGCCUGUCUCAGGAGUCCGGUCCGGUUCCAGAGUACGACCUGCACGUGGAGUUCGAGCCGGUGGAGGUCCACCACGUGGUCAAGAAGCGAGGCGUCAUUCACGACGGCGGCCAGGGCGUUGGGCUGGACGGCGCUGCGUACGGCGGUGGAUAUGGCGGCGGAUACGGCGGCGGAUACGGUGGUGGAUAUGCGGCCGGCGCGGUCCCCAUCUCGGAGCACGUGGAGGUGGAGCGGCCGCACCCCGUGCCUGUGCCCGUCCCCCACCCGGUGGCGGUGGCCGUGCCCCAGUCGUGCACUCCCAACAACUUGUUGACGGCCGGUGCAGUCCCCAUCUCGGAGCACGUGGAGGUGGAGCGGCCGGUGGCGGUGCCGGUGGUGAAGCAGGUGGAGGUGAAGGUCCCCCACCCCGUGCCCGUGGCCGUCCCCCACCCGGUGGCGGUGGCCGUGCCCCAGCCGUACCCCGUGCCCGUGGAGGUGCCGCAGCCCAUCGCAGUGCCCGUGGUGCGGACCGUGGCGAUCCCCGUGGAGAGGCCGGUGGCGGUGCCCGUGGAGCGCCCCGUGCCGGUCCCCGUGGAGCGGCCCUACCCCGUCCACAUCGAGAAGCACGUGCCGGUGCCCGUGCCCCGGCCGUACGCCGUCACCAUCCCCGUCGUCAAGCACAUCCACCACUACGUCAAGCACGGCGGCUGGCACUGAGCACACCAGGUCACUUCAAAGAGGUCCGACUGACUGACAUUCGCCACAUCUGCGCCUCUGCACCCCAUCCGUCGCACAGCCAUCUCUCAGGGAAUACUCC
This is a messenger RNA of Schistocerca americana (American grasshopper), 906 nucleotides long. RefSeq names its product zinc finger protein 512B-like. Bases 42 to 806 code for a protein of 254 amino acids. The record is from RefSeq and is a predicted model, not a curated record. NCBI's taxonomy places the organism in Eukaryota, Metazoa, Arthropoda, Insecta, Orthoptera, Acrididae. The transcript is spliced from 6 exons.